GGCAGGCAGGCAGGCAGGCGGCACAACAACAUGGAGCCGGAGAUGGAAGACAAAACCCUGGAGCUGAUGUUGCAUGCGGUUUGGGACGGAGCCCAGAUCAGUGUUCUGGGAGCGUCCAGUCAUUGAUUGCAGUGGUGUUACUGCGCCAUUCAGUCCUGGACUGGAGACCAGUUAACCAGUGCAUGAGGAAGUGAACUCUUAGUAGGUGAAUAUCAUCAAAGGCUAUAUAUUAAAGUGCAGAGAAAUGACGUCAUGACCUUUUACUUUGUCAGUAACAGUCUGAACCUGUCUGUGAUGGAGUCACAGAAUCUCACUGACGACCUCUCGCCAAAGAAGACGACAGUUUUUAAGCUGGGAAAUGGUACUCUGUCUGGCUCGAAGAAACGUCUGUCACACGCUACCUUUGAGAAGGAGAAGGAGAUGUGUAUCCAGAUGUUCGAGCAGUGGUCAGAGGCUGAUCAGGUGGAAUUUGUGGAGCAUCUCAUCUCACGAAUGUGCCACUACCAGCAUGGCCACAUCAAUUCUUACCUCAAACCCAUGCUACAGAGAGACUUUAUAACAGCCCUGCCAGCGCGGGGUCUAGAGCACAUAGCAGAGAACAUCCUGUCGUUUCUGGAUGCCCGUUCUCUGUGCGCGGCUGAGCUGGUGUGUCGCGAGUGGCACCGGGUCAUCUCGGAGGGCAUGCUGUGGAAGAAGCUCAUUGAGAGGAUGGUGCGCACUGAUGCACUGUGGAAAGGCCUGUCUGAAAGACAUCAAUGGGAGAAGUACUUGUUCAAAAACCGCACAAAUGAAGUCCCACCCAACUCAUACUAUCGCUCACUCUACCCUAAAAUUAUACAGGACAUUGAGACGAUUGAAGCAAACUGGCGCUGUGGCAGACACAACCUGCAGAGGAUCCAGUGCAGAUCAGAGAACAGCAAAGGGGUUUACUGCCUCCAGUAUGAUGACGACAAGAUCAUCAGCGGCCUCCGAGACAACUCCAUUAAGAUCUGGGAUAAGCACACACUGGAGUGUCUGAAGAUUCUCACAGGUCACACUGGUUCAGUUUUGUGUCUGCAGUAUGAUGACAGAGUAAUAGUCACCGGUUCCUCAGACUCGACUGUCAGGGUUUGGGAUGCGAAUUCCGGGGAAGUUCUGAACACUCUGAUCCACCACAACGAGGCAGUCCUUCACCUACGUUUCUGUAAUGGCCUGAUGGUGACAUGUUCUAAAGAUCGCUCCAUCGCAGUGUGGGACAUGGCCUCCGCCACUGACAUCAGCCUGCGGCGUGUGCUCGUGGGCCACCGGGCCGCCGUCAAUGUCGUCGACUUUGAUGACAAAUACAUCGUCUCAGCCUCAGGAGACAGAACUAUAAAAGUGUGGAGCACCAGUACCUGUGAAUUUGUCCGAACGCUAAAUGGACAUAAGCGAGGCAUUGCCUGCCUCCAGUACAGAGACAGACUGGUGGUCAGCGGUUCCUCAGACAACACCAUACGAUUGUGGGAUAUUGAGUGUGGGGCAUGUCUGCGAGUCUUGGAAGGUCACGAGGAACUCGUUCGGUGCAUUCGGUUUGACAACAAGAGGAUCGUCAGUGGAGCAUACGACGGGAAGAUUAAAGUGUGGGAUUUGCAGGCUGCUCUGGACCCUCGUGCUCCAGCCAGCACACUCUGUCUGCGCACACUAGUGGAGCAUUCUGGCCGCGUUUUCCGUCUCCAGUUUGAUGAGUUCCAAAUCAUCAGCAGUUCCCAUGACGACACCAUCCUUAUAUGGGACUUCCUGAAUGUCUCCUCCAAUGGACAGCCAGACGGACUCCCUUAUGCAGCCAGAUCGCCCUCGCGCACUUACACGUACAUCUCCAGAUAGCGGGUACAUGUGCCUUUGAUGUGUGCCAGUGUGUCCUGGGAAAGCUGAGAGCUGAUUGGCUACAGGCUUUGUCUGUCCCAGAAAAGAGUGAAAGGAACUGCCUCCUUAUUUUCAUCUCUGGUCUGAUGGGAAGCUUCUCCAGUAACACUCAACAAGUUUGCCACAGAAACUUUCACACACCAACUAUGAGCCGAUGUGGAACCCCUGUCUCUGUAAUACAGUAGCACAUAGCACAAUUUUAACAGUUUUGCUCUGCAUUAAUUCUAGAUUCACACUGCAAAUGGCAUUUAGAAGCUUGAAAUGAUAUCUAUUGCCAGACUAUUGCUAAGACGUUCUUAGAAUAAUAAUAUAAACUCUUGAUACCUGCACUAACUCCCCCACCCAUGUAUACAAACAACACUAUCCAUAGAUGAUUUAACUUUCCCACUUCUCUUCUGAAACUGCUGAAGGGACAGACUGCGAUGUUUGAGAAAGAGACUCUUAAUGAACCUGCCAAGGAAAAUGGAGUGAAUGGACUACAUGGACAGACUAGUGAAGCAUUUCUAUCUCGUUGUCUGUCUAGCCCUGGGCUUUUCUCCCGGACUAGAAACAUGCGCGCGCACACUCUUAUUUAAGUGUCGGAGAAUGACCGCUCUGCGUCGGCAGAACGGAGUUUGAUUUCUCCACCUCGUCUCGUUCUUGUCUCAAGGCUGAGGCGGGCAUGGUGCAUGUGAGACGGUGUGGAAGCCCUCCUCCUAGCUUUGCUUUCUUCUUUUUUUUUUUUUUUUAAACUUUGAUUUGUUUUAUUCCUUUUUUUAUUUAAGUGUACUCAUUUUCAUUGUAUACUUAUGCUAGGCAUUGUAGAGCUCUUUGUUCCACUCAGUGGCUAGUGUUUCUCAAAUCUCUCUCUCUCUCUCUCUCUCUCUCUCUCUCUCUCUCUUUCUGCUUGCUGUAUGAUAGCGGAUUCUAGUUGUAAACCAAACUGUCUUGUCCAAGAUUGUGUUGUAUAUUAAAAUUAUUAUUUUUUAAGAAAGACAUUUAUUGUGAAUAAAGUACAAGACCAUGGCGAU
Molecule: messenger RNA, 2891 nt
Organism: Neoarius graeffei (lesser salmon catfish)
Lineage: Eukaryota; Metazoa; Chordata; Actinopteri; Siluriformes; Ariidae
Gene: fbxw11a
Product: F-box and WD repeat domain containing 11a
Exons: 15
Coding region: 253-1842 (529 amino acids)
Molecular function (GO): protein dimerization activity
Source: RefSeq, a predicted model, not a curated record